AACUUCUUGAAAACUGAGAAAAAUUUCAACCAGAGGGGGCCGGGCAGGGCAGGGCAGGGCGGAGUCGAGAAAUUGGAACUUCAUCACAGUACUUGAUGAUGCUAUUGGAGCCCGUGUCGACUUGCGUUGUGUCUGGAGUUCGACGAGGGAAACAAUGGUAGUUUGGCAACAAGCUGCAAAUUGUCAGAGGGCCUUUAGAGUGGACUAAGCUUUUGUUUGCCAUGCCGCCACCGCGACGCGGUUCGAACCUAGCUGGCCGGUCUCGCGACAUCGUCUCCCAGGUGGAAGACAAGCUGAAGCUGGGCGCCAAAUUGCCCGCUUGCCUUUUGGAAUCGACCCGGUCGUCGCUGCGCGUGUUGAAAAUACGAAACCCCGUUGGGAGUUUUGGCAGGUACGACAAUGACACAAAGCGCGCCUGUGCCUUGUUGGAGUACGACGUUCGCGACUACAACAAGAACCACGGCGACGGCGAUGAAAUCGAAAUCACCAUGGAAAAACUGGCCAAGGCGGCCUUUAUGAAGCUGAAGGACUUUCGCGACUUUCACCAGAAGAUUGGGAAUUUCCGGGACAACCUCCGCUCACAGGCUGCCACCAAUCCGACCGGGGCCACCGGGAAGAGACCCGUCGCGGCCGGCGCAAAGCUAAAUGCCGCCAACAAGGCCGGCAAGAGUGGCAACAAAGGAGAGACUCGCAUCAUCUUUCGCGACAGCUCCAUUUCCUCGCUGGCCAUUCGGUUGGGGGCAUUUGUUCCAAACUCGAGCGACGUGGCGGUUCGAGCCCAGAAAUUCUUCUGGGACGCGGUCGGUCACCUGAAACAGAAGUCGAAGAAAGGAGGAGUGCACGGAUUGCGGGACAUGCAACGAAACCAGGCCUUGUACGAAGCGGCUUGUUUCUACCUGGUUGCGACGUCGGGGACGGAGAGUCGGCCCAAGAUCCGUCGCCGCAAGAACAAGCCGCUGGGGGACUCCGGUGACGGCCCGGAGGACAACCAGCAACUCCUGCUCUCCACCUUUCUAGACGUGAUCAAGGAGGCUCCCUCGCAAUUCCAAACGGUCCUCGAUUACGCCAAGAAACUCCAGCUCGAAAUCGAACCGCCGUCGAAGGAGCGCGCCGGCAACCGGGGAAAAUCUGCCGGGGCUUCCCGACCGCGAUCGUCCCCGCGUUCGUCGACGUCCUCGCGAGCGGCCAAACCGGUAGCUCCGGGGAAGCGAUCGAGAACGGACGAUGCCCCCGGCAACGCCCAAGGCGCUGCCACAAAGCACCCAAGGAGCGUGGACGAACGAGACGCAGCCGGAACCAUCGACGUCGCCACCUUUGCCCAAUACGAAAACUACGAAAAGAACCACGCCGGAUUUGAGGGAAACAAGCCCCGGAUGCACACUCCACCCGGGUAUCGCCCGAACCCAGUCUUCAAAGAAUGGAAGGUCAAGAUCCUUGACAGAGCCUGCGAACUGGCCCGACAAAAUGCGACCGCUGUAGCGGGGAAAAAGGGCGAYGAGUGCGGAGGGAAAGCGGCAUCGCUCGAAGCGGAGUACGUUCUCGAUGCGGCGGCAAGAGACGUUCUCGCGAGACACGGAUUGCUGUGAAACAAAAGGAGCUCCACCAACCAUUGGCCCUGCAGCGUGUAGCCGACAACUACGGACGCUACCAAACGAGAAUGGAGAAAUACGGCAUUAUCUGGAUACAGCAACGCAACGUUUGGCAUAGAAAAAUAGGAUGUUUGGGGGUAACAAACCGUAGCUAGAAUG
This is a messenger RNA of Pseudo-nitzschia multistriata, 1748 nucleotides long. The record is from the annotation of a GenBank genome assembly. NCBI's taxonomy places the organism in Eukaryota, Bacillariophyta, Bacillariophyceae, Bacillariales, Bacillariaceae.